ACUACACGUUUUAUUAUUAUACCGCAGUAGUGCGUCGGGUAACGUGGUAGGUAGGCAUUGUACGCACCUAACUUCAUAUCGUACGUCCUAUAUAUGAUACAACUACAUUCGUGCCGGCGGCCUGCUUCUGUGCGAGCGGCAAUAAACGAUUUGUAUACUCGUCGGGGCGCGGACGCGCGCACGCGUGUUUGGUGUCGACGUGUCGCGGGCGAGUUAUUUUCGUACGGGUGCACAAAAUUCACCACCGAUAACAUAAAAAAAAAAAAAAACAAAUUUGUAUUAUUUUACUGCUAUUAUAUUUAAAGUCGUCCGAGCGUCUUGCGUGCCGCCGUAACAUACCGUUGUUUCGAUAGCACCUGUAUUAUGUUUUGUCGUGUCGUGUGUACGAUUAACUACGUUGACAGACCGCGACAAUAAUUUAUCAUUCGAACCAUCAUUUCGACGUGAUGUCGAUUUUUUUUCGCCAAACGAUUUAGCCGAUUUUUCGAAAUCCGUAUGAUUAUAUUUACCUAUCAAACGUUAAAAUAUGUAUCAGUGCGGGACUUAUCCGCCCGCACUCGGAUAUCACCACCAAUCGCCCAGCUGGCCGUCACAAUUUUAUCCACCGCACAAGGAUGAAUUUCAUCCGUUCAUAGAGGCGUUGCUUCCCAAUGUCAAAGCAUUCUCAUACACGUGGUUCAACCUGCAAGCCGCCAAACGCAAGUAUUUCAAAAAACACGAGAAACGGAUGUCGCUCGAAGAGGAGAGACGGUGCAAAGAAGAGCUGAUGAACGAAAAACCCGAGGUGAAACAGAAAUGGGCGUCUCGGCUUUUAGGAAAGCUUCGGAAAGACAUAACUCAGGAGUGCCGGGAGGAUUUUGUGCUGAGCAUAACUGGCAAAAAACCGGCCAUGUGCGUGCUGUCCAAUCCCGACCAAAAGGGCAAAAUGCGGCGCAUCGAUUGUCUCCGACAAGCCGAUAAGGUAUGGAGGCUGGAUCUCGUCAUGGUGAUACUGUUCAAGGCGAUCCCUCUCGAAAGCACAGAUGGAGAACGGUUAGAAAAGUCGCCGGAAUGCACACACCCCAGCUUGUGCGUGAAUCCUUACCACAUCAACGUGUCCGUCCGUGAGUUGGACCUGUACUUAGCCAAUUACAUCAAUAGUCACGAAGUCUUAAGUGGAAUAUAUGACAACAACAAUGAAAAAGGCUAUUCGCACAACCCCUAUAACGGUGUGGUAUGCAACGAUAACAUUUUAGCGACCGGAGUUUUUUCGUCCAAAGAACUUUGGAGGCUUUCCAAAGCGUCUAUAAUUCAGAAUCCAAACGGUAUGCCACCCAUGAACAUUAUCAAAAUCGAAAACCCAGGGUAUUAUUGCAGCAGCUUCACCCCGCCAGGCGACCACUCAUCCAUCAUGGCAUCUGGCAGUUACAGCCCGAUGUCGAUCCAGAGGACACAAAGCCCAUUAAACGAGCCCAGAAUCAAAAGAAUGCGGAGAAUGAGCUCCGCGGAAGAUACAGAAAUCGAUUUAGGUGGUCAGAGGGAUAAAUCCAGUUCAGAGAUCACAUAUUAUGGCCAAAGUCCAGCAUCCCUAUCUAGUCAAACCAGUUGGCACUCUGACAUCGAUCAUGGUAUUCCUGGCCAACACUCAGGAAGUAUAGCGUCCUUAGCGUCUGCCAACUAUUACGGUUCCGCGACGUCGGGACCAGAACAACACAGUCCAGCCAAGUACCCGGAGAACGGGCAUGAUACGCUUUCGGACUUUGUCACAUUUGUAUGUCAAGAAGCGGAGAGUUCUCAAGGCGCACAGGCGGGACCCACGCGGAGUCCAAAAAUGGCACAAUAUUAUCCGAGCACCAUGCUACCACCUCCCCCUCCACCACCUAUGGCGCGGCCAGUAGCUAUCAUUCGAUCUACAGGUGAGCUGACCAUUGCUCCGUCCAACUCGCCACCGACUUCCAACACGCCACCGAUGGGCGGCGGAGGUGGCGGUGAUGGAUCGCCGGGUGGCGGAAGAGAUUCCGAUCAAAGUCCGCCGCCGAUGAGCGGUCAACUUUCCGAGUCACAACUGUCCGGUGGCGGCCGAAGCGUAGUGACCGGCGGCAGCCCGUUUUCCGUGUCUGCCAACCGCGAUUACCAUUUCUCGCACAUACAACACGGCCAGUUGUUCAGUUAUUCGAACAUCGGCACUGUGAACACGGUAACCGGAGUGAUAAGCCCCACAAACCUGAGCCUUCUAUCCAACCCGGGCGGCAGUCCAUCGUCGUCUUCGGGCGGUGGCAACGGUGGCGGCGGCGGUAGGUCUCGUGGACAUUCGCAAACGACGUUACCGCGGUGGAAUACGCAGUGUUCGUCCGGACCACCGUUCAUCACACUCGACGAGGACUACAUGAUGACGCCACUGAUGUCCGGCAACGGCGGACAAGUCAAUGGCGCCACACUGAUUGACGAUGGCAAAUACUUUAACAGCGUAGUCCACCAGACGGACGGCAUGGAUAGGAUGGACACAAGUGAAUCUCAACACAUCCAAUCGUCGAAUUCAGGUGGUCGUAACACCCCGAACUCGGUUGACGGACAAGACAACAUAAGCAAAUCGCAGACGUAGCCAAUACAUUUAUGGAAAUCGGAUAUUCUUAUUAUAUAAUAUAGGCAAUUCAUUCUAGUUAAUUAUAUUAUAAUUAUUAUUAUUAUUAUUAUUAUUAUUAUUAUUACGAUUAUUAUGGACAUUUUCAUACGUGUAAAAUAAAUAUCUUAUAUUACAAUUUAAAUAAACUUAAAACAAAAUAAUACUGAAUGAACAACUUUAUUGUUAGUUUAUAUAGUCAAUAAGGAUAAUUUAUAAAAUAAAGUUUAAUGUUUUAUUGUUUUUUUAAGUAAUGAACACAGUUAUAUUAAUUAAAUCCAUUGUUUUUUAACUAGGCUA
Molecule: messenger RNA, 2899 nt
Organism: Aphis gossypii (cotton aphid)
Lineage: Eukaryota; Metazoa; Arthropoda; Insecta; Hemiptera; Aphididae
Gene: NfI
Product: nuclear factor 1 X-type
Exons: 13
Coding region: 527-2581 (684 amino acids)
Biological process (GO): regulation of transcription by RNA polymerase II
Cellular component (GO): nucleus
Molecular function (GO): DNA-binding transcription factor activity, RNA polymerase II-specific; RNA polymerase II cis-regulatory region sequence-specific DNA binding
Source: RefSeq, a predicted model, not a curated record